AUGAACCUGGCCCACACCACUGUGCUCCUGUGGGUGUGGGGGAGCCUCCAGGCCUUUGAAAUUGUGGAGAAGGAGAACAUUUUUCAGAGGACCCCCUGUCCAGCUUUCCUGAUGUUUGACAAUGCAGCAUACCUGGCUGACAUGAGCUUCGAGCUUCCCUGCCACUGCAAGCCCGAGGAGGUGACUGCUGUCGUCUGGUACUACCAAAAGCACCUAGGUAGCGGCCACACCAAAGUGCUCACGGACUUCGAUGGGCGGGUGCUGACGGAGGAAGCCCAGGUGCGUGUGGGCAGUGACAUGCUGGUCCGCUUCAGCAUCCGCAUGUUCGGUCUGUUGGUUUUUCGAGCCCAGCCCGAGGACUCAGGCUUGUAUUUUUGUGGCACCCGCAAGGGGGACUACUUUUACGCCUAUGAUGUGGACAUCCAGAGCAGUGAGGGAAUGGUGGCCACCUUCAAGGACCAGGGCCAGGAGCCCUUUGCAGACGAGUACCAAGGGAGCCUGCAUGUCUUCACCACCUUCUGGGAGUGGACCCCCUGUGACCGCUGCGGGGUGCGCGGGGAGCAGUGGCGCAUUGGCCUCUGCUACCUGCAGAGCCCAGACCUCUCCCCACGCUACCGCAAGACACUGCCUGAUGUGGUGUCCUGUGGUUCGCGGGCUGUGCCGACUAGUCUUCGGGCCAAGGCCAGGGACCACACACCUGAGCUGCUGGUUCAGAGCUGUAUUGUGCCCUGCGAGAGAAAGGUGAUCCAGGAGGGCAUGAUGGCCAUCUUCAACUAUGUGUCCAAAUUGGGCAGCCGGCCCUGGGUGCCCCAGGUGCCCAUUCAGUUCCACCAGCAGAGGCUGGGCCACGGACUCAUCAUCUCCUGUCCCGGGGCCCGGCCAGAGCACGCCGUGGCCUGGGACAAGGACCACCAGUUCCUCUACCGCACACAGUACCUGAAGGGCGUCAACAGGUCCAUGAGGGUGUUCAUUGACCACGGCAACCAUCUCCACAUCCGCUUUACCCAGCUGAGUGACCGGGGCAUCUACUAUUGCUGGCGUCAGGGGGUGCGAGUCGCUGGGUUUCGACUGGGCGUGAUGUCUCGAGGCCACUACCGGGCCUCAUUCUCGGACCCUGAGACUCGCGCCGCCAUGGAGCUCACCCUAAUAGGCUACCUGCUCAUCACAACAGUCUUUGUCACCAUUCACCUCUGUCGUUGCUGCUGUUACUUAUUUCGCUGUUGUCCCAACUUCUCCCCCUAG
Molecule: messenger RNA, 1242 nt
Organism: Equus quagga
Lineage: Eukaryota; Metazoa; Chordata; Mammalia; Perissodactyla; Equidae
Gene: FAM187A
Product: family with sequence similarity 187 member A
Exons: 1
Coding region: 1-1242 (413 amino acids)
Source: RefSeq, a predicted model, not a curated record